GACACAGUCGGGAAAAAUGCGCGGAGCAGUCGUUAUUCUCUAUUUCCUCGUCUUUCUAGAUGAUGAGAUAGACGGACGUGCGACGUAUACGGCGCAUCCGAAAAUUAUCGGCGGAGAAUCGAUUGACAUCGCACAUCGACCUUUUACGCUCUCUUUGCACAGUUCGGAUGGAAACCUGUGCGGCGCCAGUAUAUUAUCGGAGACAUGGGUCAUCACCGCCUUCCAUUGCUUAACUUCAACGCGGCGAUUGAAAUAUCACGUACGGGCUGGAUCAAAUAGAUGGGACAGAGGCGGGUCUGUGCACAAAGUCAGGAACAUUCGUGUGUAUAACAGCACGUAUAUGACUUGGCUUUCCGAUGUACCAUAUCACGAUAUCGCACUUUUCAAAGUGAAACCACCGUUUCGCUUCUCAAGAACUGUUCAACCGAUCCGUCUACCAAGGUCAUCAACCGGCGAGAUACCGCGUAGACUCUUUGUGUGCGGUUGGGGGCACACGGAGAUCGGAAAGGAGGCAAAAGAAACCGAAACUCUCAUGGGCGUUCACGUUCGACACGUGCCGUUCGAAAGUUGCAUUAAGGCCACUGUGGAUUACACAACGCUCAUCCGAGGCAUUCAUUUGUGCUAUGGAACUGAAGGCAAGGAUGCCUGUUACGGGGACUCCGGAGGAGCGUUGUCCAGUAAAGGAACACUUUACGGUAUCGUGUCCUUUGGUCAGUCUUGCGGAAAAGUGCCCGGCGUGUACGUCAAUGUGUCGCAUUAUUUAACGUGGAUCAAAGACGUCACGAAUUUAUGAUUCUACACAUCUGACUCUUUCCUUCCGAUUGCUGCUGCGGCCUUGACGAAUCUUUCACGCUAAUAGUUAACAAUGAAAAAAAUUUUUUAAAUUGAUGCAACCGAUACCUGUACAUUUUAAUGUCUAAUGACUUUUCUUCUCACGGUGAAUUGCUUCGCAAUUAUUAGAAACGACUGUAAUUUUUCUCUGUACGAAAUAAAUCGUAGUGUCUUAUUGAAGUGAUUAAAUAAAAGCCGACCCAAUUGCUUUGUCGUAAAAUAUCGACACAAACCCGAAGAGAUUAUUCGACGUCGGUCGCACGGCGAUAAAAGUGCCAUGUUCCUACAGGUAGGUUGAAAGUAUUGUUUUCGAGAGAAUAGACACAAAAGGUAUAUCGAAUCACGGAGUCGUGAACCCUCCUAUGUUCAGGUCCGGUGCGUGCAGGAAAUCCACAACGUGUAUGUACGCAAGUGUAUUCUACGCAAGAGUAUCGCACACGCAUGCACGCGGCACACGUAGUUUUCGCUCGUGCAGGGCCGAAUAACAGAUAUGCGCGACCGUUGCUGUAAUGUACACGGACAAAUGUUUAAAUUUACGUAAUAACGAAA
Harpegnathos saltator (Jerdon's jumping ant) is the source of this 1380-nucleotide messenger RNA. RefSeq names its product trypsin delta/gamma-like protein CG30031. The transcript is spliced from 5 exons. Lineage: Eukaryota; Metazoa; Arthropoda; Insecta; Hymenoptera; Formicidae. Gene Ontology annotation, biological process: proteolysis. Gene Ontology annotation, molecular function: serine-type endopeptidase activity. Bases 17 to 793 code for a protein of 258 amino acids. The record is from RefSeq and is a predicted model, not a curated record.